This is a messenger RNA of Gilbertella persicaria, 1625 nucleotides long. RefSeq lists its product as uncharacterized. The transcript is spliced from 6 exons. The record is from RefSeq and is a predicted model, not a curated record. The coding region runs from base 17 to 1564 and encodes 515 amino acids. Lineage: Eukaryota; Fungi; Mucoromycota; Mucoromycetes; Mucorales; Choanephoraceae.
AAAAACCUUUUGCAUAAUGGCAACUCCACUAGCAACAGGCGCGACUGAAACUUCUAAUGAAAGUGAAUUUGCCAAAGAAUGGUACACAAAAAAGAUUGAAAAUGCUAUUCUUUUUCUGGGAGGGGCAGGAAUGUCUCUUACAAUCAACGCGAUUUCAAAUCAAUUGACAGAGGAUAUCGUAGAAAGCUAUAACGGAAGAAUGUCCUUGUUUACGUAUAAGAGUAAUUGGUGUGCUCAUAUCAGUCGUGUUCUCAAGUCAAUGAAUAUCAAAUAUAACAACAGCCGCCCAAACUGGGAAAAGAUUGCAUUUCUCAUUCAUGAUAAACGAUUGGGGAUCGUUCCUCCACCUAUUGACCCAAGCAUGAAUUUUUAUAAUCGUAUUAGCGAAACUCAGCAUACACCAUCAGUUACAAAAGAAUACGCUGAUUCGUUCACAGAAACUACCAGUACAACCAGUACAACCAAUACCAGCAAAAAGCAAAUAAAGCUGUCUGAAAUUGAUAAAACUAAAAUCAAACAAAUGUUUGAGGACUUGGAGUUAGAUAAAUGCUGGAGAUUAUCUUCAGGAACUAUAGUGGAAGAGAGGAUGAAGGAGUUUGCAGUUGGAUGCAACUACGAACAUCCCGUACAUUCUUUAGUUUUAGAUACAAGCGAGAAAAUAUGGAAGAAGUACUUUACAGAAGAAGAGCUUUUUGAAAUAAAAAGCUACGGUAAUAAGCAGUUUCGCGAUUUACCUGUGCCAUUACAAACAUACCUAGAUUCACUCAAAGAAUCAAACGAUGCUGCCUCCUUAAAAAAGAAGUUGGACGAAGAACAAACAUGCCCUGCCCGUGAGUGGGUAAGAAAUACCCUUCUGGAUUAUUUCACGCUAUUCAAAUGGGGUUAUUUACCUCUUACCGAUCAGCUAAAAGGGGACAUGAUGAGACGUGUAUGGAGGUUUAUCGAUACGGUUUUUGAUGAUUCCAAGAUCACGUGUAGAGGAGCUGAAAAAUCAAGCAGAUCAUCAUCAGCUGGUAUAAAUACGAAUAGAACCUUGGCCGACAUUGAAAGGAUGGAACGAAAAUCAAUGGGUAGAAAACUGGAUUUAAUUUUUUAUCGGCAACUUUUAGAAUACGGAUGUUGUGAAUGUGGUAGAAGAGAGGAUCAAACAAAAGAGCUCCUUGAUGGUUCUAAAAUGGCAAAAGUGUUAAAAGAUAUGAUUUAUUCAUUAUAUCAGAAAUCUCCUGAUUCCCUGCGUGAAUUAACCCUUGUUGGCUUUUUACUUUUUGAGACAAAGUUUACAAUCGUAUUAUGUGACUCACCUGCCGGUUAUGUCUGUCGUAUUAACCAUAAAAGAACUCUUGAUUUACCAGAAGAAGCAGAUGAUAUUUGUAAUGCAUUGUUGCCAAUAUUAACAGCUGUUUACAAGUCCAGAGUAAUGAUGGAGGACACCAACAAGCUCGUCAAACAAAAGCCAGUGGAUAUCGACGUUGAUCCUGAUCAGUGCAAGACAAUUCUUCCUAGUUUUACUAGUGAAGGAUGUAAGAGAAAAAGAAAAAGAAGUAGUGAUUCUACUGAAGAAUAACUUGGUCACCAUGAACAAACAUUUACUCGUUUAUAUCUAACUCUCCGUCCCUCCCUCCAUA